Messenger RNA from Ailuropoda melanoleuca (giant panda), 1904 nucleotides. It is a transcript of the gene C13H17orf99, whose product is annotated as chromosome 13 C17orf99 homolog. The transcript has 6 exons. NCBI's taxonomy places the organism in Eukaryota, Metazoa, Chordata, Mammalia, Carnivora, Ursidae. The coding region runs from base 534 to 1496 and encodes 320 amino acids. The record is from RefSeq and is a predicted model, not a curated record.
CACCGGCAUGAGGAAGGGCCCCUUCACUCUCUGAGCUGUCACACGGCAUCAUGCUCCCGGGGUGACCAGGGGCCUCAUCCGGCCUGUGCUUUAAUUUGGGGCCUGAGCCCAGUGUCAGCCAGCCAGCAGGUGCCCCAAAGGUGGUCACUAAUGAACGAGUGUGAGAUGGACAGAGGGGGCCUCUCCUGCCUGCUUCUCUAAUAGGUCCAGCCCACCAGGUCUCCUGCGUGUAUGUCAGACUCCCCUGGGGGGUUUGGGAAGGACCUUCGCGAUGACAGGCCCAUCCCAAUAAUCCAGAAUAAGGAUCCUAUCUCAAAAUCAGAAGAUUAGCAACCUCAAUACGCCCUUGGUGGGGAAAAUACACAUUCCAGGGGUUAGGACGUGGGCGUCUUCCUCCCCAACAAGCCCAGUACAGCUCAGCAGUGGGGGCUGAGCGUAAGCCCUGGUUUGGCUCCAAGGCCCAGGGGCCUCCUCAUCCCCCCGGAGGGUGUGGGGGCCUAGCUGUUCUGGGCCCAGCCCUGGUUGCUGAGGCCAUGGGGUGCUGUGGCCUCCGGGUUAUCUCCCUGCUGCAGGCACCCACCCUAGGAGCAUCCCAGGGGCCCCAGAGUGGAGGUGGUCCUGCUGAGGGAGCUCCUGCGAGCCUGAUCAGAGGCCCUUACUCCGGCGGAGGCAUGAGGCUCCUCCUGCUUUUCUGCUGGGCCAUGCUGGCCGCCGGCAGCUUCUCCGUGGGGCAGGAGCUAGAAGUCACCCCUGAGACCUUCAUCGCCUACAAAAUCCUGGAGGUUUUCCCCAGAGGACGCAGGGUGGUCAUAACGUGCCACUCACCCCAGGUACCCCCGCCCGUCACCUACUCCCUCUGGGGCAGCCAGGGCACCGAGGUCGCCAAGAAGGUGGUGAAGACCGGAGACCCAGCCUCCUUCAGCAUCAACGUCACGCUCAAGUCCAGGCCAGACCUGCUCACUUACUCCUGCCAGGCGGCCUCCCCCUGGGGCGUGCACUCAGCCAGCACCAAACUGCAGAUGUACUGGGAGCUGUGGACCAAGCCCGUGUCCCAGCUGCAGGCGAACUUCACCUUGCUGGACAAGGCAUCGGGCCCCAGGGUAGAGAUUUCCUGCCAGGUGUCCUCAGGCAGCCCACCCAUCACCUACAGCCUGGUCGGGAAGGACGGGUCCGUCCACACGCAGCAGAGACCGAACUACGGGCAGCCUGCCAACCUCUCCUUCACCCUUACCAACACGUCCAACUGGCUCCAGUGCCAGGCUGAAAAUGACAUCAGUGUCCAGUCCAGCCCCUUCAAGAUGGUGCCCCCAGGACAGCUGCCCCAGGGGGCUAUCGUGGUGCUGACUGGGAGCCUCACCUCCAUUGCAGCUGUCACCUCCUGGUUGCUAGGCCCGGCCUUGUGGACCAGCCCCGCAGGCCUCUGUGUGCUCCACCUGUCUGGCCUUUGGGAGCUGUCACCUGUGCCCCGUGAACUUCUCACCUCCCUGGGCCUCUAGGAUACUGCCAUCUCCUGGUUGUCUUCCUCCCUCCCUGGCCAGGCUUCUCAGCAGCCAUUGUCUGUCUUUGGUAGUCCCCUUGUCUCACCUCUGGGUCCCUCCCUCCCAUCUCUGUCCCUUCAAGAGGCCAGACUCAUGGGAAAGCCAUGUCACCUCUCUGAGCCUCUGUGUUCCCUUCUAUAAAAUGGGGUAUAGAGACAGGGCUCUCACUCGCCAUGUGACCAGGGGCCAGUGCUUGUCCUCUUGGUGAUUCAGUUCCCUCCCCUUCAUUUAGUGGGGUGACUAAGCCUUACACCCCUUCUGCUGCCCAGGGCACUGAUGCACUAGGCACCAUAAAACUCCCAGAGGCCUUGGGAGGGGGCGGCUGAGAGGUGUGUUUGCCUAACCUGGAAUCUUAACUCCUUUGUC